AGUUUUCGCGGAGUCAUCUGUCCGUCGGCUGAUUGUGAGCUCCUCUCGUUCUCGCUCCUCCGUGAAUUCGACACCCGCAUGGUAUGGCAUCGGAUUCGCGAAUUUGCCAUCUACUCUCCCGCUCUAUUUUUGAUCGCCCGGGUGAAAAUGGAAACUCACUCGUACGUUUUCAAUCGGGUCGGCUUGACAGACAAUCCUCUAGCUCAGAGAUAUUCCCACGAAAUCAUUUCAGUUACGCUUCGUUUGCUCAGGUCACGGGUGCGAAUGAGAGGACGCGCAGCAGCCGCAAUAAUUGUUGUGUCAAAGUUGUUGCGUCGCCGCGAAUAUCACGGACGACCAAAAGCACUUUUCCUUGGGUCGGUCGGCCAGCGCGGUGCCCUUGGCCAAUCCGCCCGAUGUUGACGACCCAGCCAGCACCAAGGCACGACCGCCUGCACCGCUGAGCGUGCCCCAUGUGGCGUCCUCGCCCUCGAUGCACCCUAACAGCAAGCGUGCCACUUGGCGGGACGAUACCUUUGACGAUGAUGACGCCCCGGCGUCGGCGCCCAACAAAGGCGGCAGCAGCAGCAGCUCGUCCACCAGCAGCUCGCUGGAUGAAACCUCGGCACCGCCUGAUGGCGGAUGGGGAUGGGUUGUUGUUUUCGCCGCCUUCAUGGUCAAUCUCAUCGCCGACGGCAUCACCUUCUCCUUCGGCAUCAUCUACGUGGAGUUCCUCGAGAAGUUCGAGGCUGGCAAAGGAGCAACGAUGUGGAUCGGCUCGCUGUUCAUGGCGAUGCCACUGCUGUGCGGCCCAAUAGCUUCGUACACCACCGACCGCUAUGGUUGCCGGAAGGUGACCAUAAUCGGCUCGUUGCUGGCCGCCAGCGGCUUCAUCCUCAGCGCUCACCCCAGCUCCAUGCUCGUGCUGCUUGCCACCUUCGGCCUGGCCGGCUUUGGCCUGGCCCUUUGCUACGUAGCGGCUGUUGUCAUCGUCGCCUACUGGUUCGAGAGCAAGCGCUCCCUCGCCACCGGCAUCUCGCAAUGUGGGAGCGGAAUCGGCACUUUCAUAUUCGCCCCGCUCACACAAUUUCUUCUAUCAACGUAUGGAUGGCAGGGAACAUCUCUCAUCCUUGCAGGCUGCUUCCUCAAUCUUGCUGUCUGUGGUGCCCUAAUGCGCGACGUGCGCCCAACGAGUCGCCAACGAAAACGUUAUUCCAGUGAAUCCGAGAAAACUGCGCCGACAUCGACUGACCUUCCAAAUCCUGACGAGCUGCGGAAAUUGCUGGAAAACGGUGGCGAAGAGGCGAACCGGCUCUGCAGCUCCCUGGUGGCGCUUCCAACCUUCGUCAAGAGCGGCGAAAGGGUGCCGCUGGAGGCGUUGCAGCGAUUGGCCGCCCAGAGGCCCAUGUACGAUGUGCUUGUGCAAAACUAUCCUGGCCUCCUGAUGUCGCACAGCCUAAGCGCUGGGGGCAGCAAAGAAGAAACCGCCCUCACCAUUCCAGAAAACCAACUGGCGCCUCCACCGGCUCUGCAGCAGCCCAGAAAGCUCCACUCGGCCUUCCUUAAGGAUCUCAGAGUUCACAGGCAUUCUUUAACAUACCGCGGUGCAAUGCUUAAUAUCAACCGGUACCGCCUGCGAGCCUCGUCUUGCCCAGACAUCUACCGCAACUCAAUGACAACAAUAGACGAGGACAAAGAUACAUGGUACUCAGGCCUGGCGGGAGUCAAAAGUGUGGUGCUGGACAUGCUGGACUUUUCAUACUUCACCGACCUUCGCUUUACGCUCUUCACAAUUUCGAACUUUCUGCUGUACUUGUGGUAUGAUGUGCCUUAUGUCUGCCUAGCCGACUACGCCAAAGAGCUGGGCUUUACUGAAGACAAAGCUUCAAUGCUAAUCAGCGUCAUCGGUCUGUUAAACAUGGUUGGAGAGAUUGUGCUUGGCUGGAUAGGUGACAAAACUUGGAUAAGUGCAAACCACGUCUAUGCAGUUUGCAUGGUUAUCUGCGGAGGGGCGACCGCGCUGAUCCCAUUGUUCACCGAUUACACCAUCAUUGCUGGCGUCGCUGGUGUUUUUGGCCUUUUUAUCGGUGCCAAUUAUUCGUUGACUUCAAUUAUUGUGGUGGAGCUGAUCACGUUAGACAAGUUCACGAACGGCUACGGGCUUCUGUUGCUUGUUCAAGGCAUUGCAAACCUUGUUGGCCCUCCACUAGCAGGCUGGAUUUCUGAUAUCACCGGCAGCUAUGAUCUUUCAUUCUACUUGGGUGGAUUUUUCAUCGCCAUUUCUGGAGUUCUCCUCAUGAUUUUGCCGUUCGUCGAGAAGGUCAAAAGCCACAAGAAAAAUUGCAGAUCAGAGAAGAAGGCUGUGCUGCAGGUAAACGGGAAGAAGCAGCAAAUAAUCGCAAUGCCUUCAGAAAAGGAAGCUAUGAAAGCUGUCAAUGUUUAAGUUUGCAGUUUAGUGUGGCCUUAGCUGCAGUUCGGUUUGGCUUUGUAAUUGACACACUUUGGAGGGAAAUCUCUGGCUGUUUUGUUAAUGGGUGGGCUAAGCUACUGCUGGAAUGGGUUAUCUGUUGGGAAGUUUUGAGUUUCGUGGCCCAGGGCUGUGUAGAUUAAAACUACCAAACGAAGGUUUUGCCAGAAAUGCAAUAGGCUUUGCGAACUGAAAAGAAUUGUAGCCUAUCAACAAGUAUUGUAUUGACAAGGGAGCUCACAAAGAGAGAUGCAAGAAUUAAAUAUUGUAGUGCAGUGUGAAUCCCAAACUUGAUAUUGGAGUUCUCAGAGCUGCAUUUUUCCAUUGCGGGCGACUUAGUAGGCGUCGAAUUUGAUGAUCUCACCAUUUCCAUGGAUAUAUACCACACUUAAUUUGAUUAUGUCGAAAAAUCUUACAGUUUAAUGGGUUAUGGUUAAAAUCGGUUUUGUUUGUGAAUUGUUUGUGUAUACUGUGUGUACAAAUAAACAGUCUCUCUUUGGCUCUCCAACGAAAAGUUACUGUCUAUAUAGUGGGAGUCGCAUUAAAGAAAGUUUGCCACUGCCGCUGUGAUUGAAACCAUUCUGAUAGCAGACAGCAUGGUCAGUUUCAAUUAAGAGAAUUUCCGUACAGGCUUCAGUCAAUAAAAGACUAGAAGAGAAGACAAUUUCAAUAAAUUGUGUUCCUAAUUGCGAAUUAAUUGACAUGUCACGAAUGUUUUUUCCGACCGUUGUCGAUUUUUAUUUACGAAAACAAAAGGGCUGUUCAGUAUUUGAGUGUGUUGCCGAAUUCACCAUUAUUGUUACGCAAAAGUCACACUAACGUGAUGUGUACCUUUAGAUGCCUUGAAUUUGCAUUUCAGUUUCUUUCGAAAUUCGCAUGAAAAUUGUUACAUUAUAAUUACUGCUUUAGGAUGUAUUGAUGAAAGCUCAUUACAAUCGACACAGUUAAACACCAAAAUUACCAUUUCUGUAACAAUUGUAAGUGUCUGAACAUUUUCCAGUUUCGUGUAACUUUAUAUAAUAUGCAUAACAUGAAAUCAUAGGACAUUGAAAUAUUAUCAAAUAUUUAAAAGGUAAAAGUCUGAUAGUCUCUGUAGUGUAAAAUACAAAGUUGAUGUAUUUUUGCUGGCUAUGCACAGCUGCAAUAAUUGAGCAACGUCUUUUUGGUCGUCCCUUUCUAAGAAGUAUUCAUUAAAUUAUUUCUGUGGCAUGAAUCGUAGCUGAGAAUUAUUUAAAAUUACAUCAGAAGCUGUUUGCAUAGACCUCUUCGCCUCUGAAAACUUAGCACCCUUUGACCAUAAUAAUAACGUUUUUAAAGAGCAGAACUACUCAAAAUCAGAUACAAUAAACCAGAGAAAAACUCGGUUUCUAAGAGAAAAAAGGGGUGCGGAAAUUUUGCUGCUUCAACUGCAAGGACAACUAAAAUACAUAUAAAACAUUUUAACCUUCUACUAUUCAAUUACUUUAUGAGAAGGCAGGUAAGCAAAAUUAUUACGGCAAAAUCAAUGUUAUCACUUUCUCAAAAGCCAGAUUUAAAUCAUUAGUUUUGUUAGACAGGUCCUUGUUCCCUGCCAAAUUCGUAUUAAGUAAUUAAUAUGAACACAGAAGUUGUCUAACUGCAACCAUGAAUUGUAUACUCAAAUUCAAAUUUCCAUAUUUGUGCAGCAACUAAUAAUAAAGAAAGUCAAUCAGUACAAUUGAAUAAAUUAAAUCAACAAGUGAUGUGUACAAAUUAUAUAUUUUUAUUUCUUGGCUCUAUUUUAAGCAAACCAUGUACUACACAUUUCUACAAAUAUUCUCGGAAAAAGUUUCAUUUUCAGAUUGCACAUUUCACAAAAUGUUGAAAGUUUUCAAAUUAUUAGUAUUUGUACAGAUAAGGUUGCCAGACCCUGAUUUUGAUCCGGAAACUAGAGAUUUCUUGUUAUUACACUGAAUCUGUAGAAUUUAAACAUUGAUUGGUGCAAGAAUACGCCUGAACCCUGUUUAGGUGAACUGGCAAACCAACGUACAGACAGAAGAGGCGCACUUGCUUCAAAGGUGUGGCCGCACCUCAUGAAAAAACAAUUCAAGCGAAUUAAUCUUGUAUAAUUAUAGAUUGUAUAAAAUCAAAUUGCAUAUUAUGAAUAUUAAAAAAAAAGAAAUCUGUGAUUAAAAAAUGAAGAAAUUGAACUUUUCAUAUAUUAUAAUAUAAUAUUAUGCUUAAUUCUAAAAUCCAAUUGCGAGUUUGCUGUUAUGUAAUUUUAAAGGCAUGAUUCGUUGCACGGGUAAAGUUUGAGAGCGAUUUUAUUCAAAACACUCAUAAAAUAUAGCUGUAAAACUGAAAAAGGGAAAAUGCGCGUGCCAAAAAAUUGAAGUGCGUGAGAGGAGAAUAUUAAUAUUUCAAAUGCAAAACACCCACGAGACAGUUUGACAAAAGAUAAUGUAAAGAUGUUACACUUUGUAAAAACACAUUUUAGUAAUUUUGUGAAUUUCAACUAUAUCUGUAUUUGUUGUACAUCGUAAUUACCAAUUACAACUCUCAAAUUCCACCAUAUAGUUAUAUACGCAAAUGCAAAGAAUACUGAUCACUAUUCGAAUACAUGGUAGCAUUUUACCAAAAUAAAGAACAGUAAAAUUAAA
Molecule: messenger RNA, 5064 nt
Organism: Cloeon dipterum
Lineage: Eukaryota; Metazoa; Arthropoda; Insecta; Ephemeroptera; Baetidae
Product: monocarboxylate transporter 12-like
Exons: 8
Coding region: 473-2422 (649 amino acids)
Biological process (GO): transmembrane transport
Cellular component (GO): membrane
Molecular function (GO): monocarboxylic acid transmembrane transporter activity
Source: RefSeq, a predicted model, not a curated record